UGAGAUAGUAUGAGAAAGCUUUUUUCUGAUUAAUCAAAAUCGACGCCAACUAGUAACGCGUGUCAUCAUAACAUUGGUGGAGUAGGAUUUGAGUCUGUAUUAUAAAAAGCUACACUUCUCACCACCACCCAUCUCUCUCUCUCUUGAAGUAGACUCUAAGCUAGAGCCACCGUCAGAUUUCAGAUCUCAGAUCUCAGCUCUUCAUACCAACAGCCAUGACCGAGAAGGGCAAGGAAAAGGUUACUAUGAUGAAGUUGAAGGUGGAUCUUGAUUGUGCCAAGUGUUACAAGAAAGUCAAGAAGGUUCUAUGCAAAUUCCCUCAAAUAAGAGACCAGUUGUUCGAUGAAAAGGCCAACAUUGUCAUCAUCAAGGUGGUUUGCUGUAGUCCUGAGAGGAUCAUGGACAAACUAUGUUCCAAAGGCGGCGGCUCCAUAAAGACCAUCGAGAUCGUCGAGCCACCCAAGCCUCCUCAGCCACAGCCACAACCAGCUCCUCAAAAGCCUAAAGAUCCUGAGAAGCCUAAAGCUCCAGAGAAGCCCAAGGAACCUGAGAAGCCUAAGCAGCCUGAAAAGCCUAAAGAACCCGAGAAGCCUAAGCAACCCGAGAAGCCUAAAGAACCCCCGCUCCUGCCCCGAAGCAGCAGCCGGGACCACCACCACAGGUGAUCCCAAUGAUGCCGCAAGGGCAGCCAGCAAUGUGUUGUGGACCAACAUACUAUGAUGGUUACGGAGGACCAGCGUUCAACGGAUAUGGAAUGCCGCCGCCGCAGCCAUACGAGUGCUAUGGACGACCAGUCUACGAUAGCUGGGGUGGGGGCUGCCCACCACCACCUGCCUACCGAACAUGCCACGUCACCAGAUGUGAUUACUUCAGCGAAGAGAAUCCACAGAGCUGCUCCAUCAUGUGAUUUGACUUCUUUUCAUUACCUUUUAAAAGAUCCUUUUAUUUUACUUCAAUCUUUUUCUUUUUUAUACAAGUAAUAAAAUAUAUAGAGAGACAUUUACGUGUAAUGUUGUGAUUAUGAGAACCAAUAAGGAAGGAAGAAGGGUCGUUGUAUUUUGUAAUUUGGUAGCCAUUUCCAAUAUUUGGUUGUCCCAUUCGAAAGAUGUGUAAAACAACUGUAAACAUUAAAGCAAAUUUGUUUUAUUAUCUUCUUUAUA
This is a messenger RNA of Camelina sativa (false flax), 1160 nucleotides long. The record is from RefSeq and is a predicted model, not a curated record. NCBI's taxonomy places the organism in Eukaryota, Viridiplantae, Streptophyta, Magnoliopsida, Brassicales, Brassicaceae.